GAGAGAGCAACUGCAAGAACUUCAGUGUAUCGCUGACACAGUUGAAGCUCUGAUUCUCUUUUUUAAUGGCAGCGAGAAUACGCAUGGAGUUUGUUGAAUUGUAGAGUGUUUGCAUAAUUGUAUAUGCACAAAAGACCACGGAAAGAGAAGGGAUUGGAUCAGGUAAUGCGGUAACAAAGAUGAAGGGAUUUGAUCUGUUGAAAUCUUCAAGUCUGGUAAAAUCUGCCGGAUUCGUCUUUGUAGCUCUAGCUUUCUUCUACUUUGGUAAACACUGGUCCGACGACAAUUAUCAACAAGUUAUCUUCUUUAAUUCUAACUCAAACGAAAAUGCCACAACCCCAUCGAUCUCAAUUUCCCCAAAUCACAAUAAAACUUUCGAUAUCGUUUCUUUAAUCAACAAUACCAAGGAAGCAGAAAUCCGAGAUGAUCAUACAUUAGCUCCGAUUCCGCAGUCAUCUUUGCCUUCUCAGUCGCCUCCGCCGCCGUCACCACCUCCUCCUCCGCCACCACAGCCGGCAGUGCAGAGGCUAGGGCUAGUGGAUGAGAAUGGGGUGAUGAGGAAUGAUUUUGAGGUCGGGGAGUUUGAUCCGAGUGUGAUGGAGGAUUGGAAUAAUGAGACGGAAGUGGUGGAAGGUGAUAGCAAAGGGGUUAGGGUUAAUGUUGGGGUCCGGAAGUUCGGGAUGUGCCGGACGAGUAUGAGGGAUUAUAUACCUUGUAUGGACAAUGUGGAGGCCGUCAAGGGAUUGACAUCUACGGAGAAAGGGGAAAAGUUUGAGCGCCAUUGCCCGGAUAAAGAUAAGGGAUUGACCUGCUUGGUGCCAGCACCCAAGGGUUACAAAGCUCCAAUUCCUUGGCCAAGAAGUCGUGAUGAGGUGUGGUAUAGCAAUGUUCCGCAUGCACAACUAGCGGAAUAUAAGGGUGGUCAAAACUGGAUUACUGUAUACAAGGAUAAAUUUAGGUUUCCUGGAGGUGGCACACAGUUCAUACAUGGGGCAGAUCAGUACUUGGAUCAGAUUUCACAGAUGAUUCCAGGCAUUGCGUUUGGACGCCAUACCCGGGUCGUAUUGGAUGUUGGAUGUGGUGUGGCAAGUUUUGGUGCCUAUUUAACUUCACGGAACGUACUGACUUUGUCCGUAGCUCCGAAAGAUGUACACGAGAACCAGAUUCAGUUUGCGCUAGAGCGUGGUAUACCUGCAAUGGUAGCAGCUUUUGCAACAAAGCGACUGCUUUAUCCAAGCCAGGCUUUUGAUUUAAUUCAUUGCUCAAGAUGUAGAGUUAAUUGGACUCGUGAUGAUGGGAUUUUGCUGCUUGAGGUCAACAGAUUGCUUAGGGCCGGAGGAUAUUUUGUGUGGGCAGCACAACCAGUUUACAAGCAUGAAGCACUCUUAGAAGAACAAUGGGACGUGAUGAUCAACCUCACAAACCGUCUUUGUUGGAAUCUUGUCAAGAAGGAGGGGUACAUUGCAAUAUGGCAGAAACCCCUUGACAACAGUUGUUAUUUAAGCCAUGAUCCAGGGACCCAACCGCAAUUGUGUGAUAAGGAGGAUGACCCUGACAAUGUUUGGUAUGUAGAUUUGAAGCCAUGUAUUACUCCACUGCCUGAGGACGGAUCUGGAGCAAAUAUCACCACAUGGCCCGCAAGACUGCAUAAUCCUCCCGAGAGGCUCCAAAGCAUAAAGCUUGACGCCUUUGUAUCUAGAAAGGAUCUCUUUAAAGCAGAAUCAAAAUACUGGAAAGAAAUAAUAGAUAGUUACGUGCGCUCUUUACACUGGAAAAAAUUCAAACUCAGAAAUGUUAUGGACAUGAGAGCCAGCUUUGGAGGAUUUGCAGCAGCCUUGAUUGAUAAUCAACUAGAUUGCUGGGUUAUGAAUGUUGUUCCUGUUAGUGGUCCAAACACCUUACCCGUCAUUUAUGAUCGUGGGCUUCUAGGAGUUAUGCAUGACUGGUGCGAACCAUUUGACACUUACCCAAGAACCUACGAUUUCUUGCAUGCAGCCGGUCUUUUCUCAGUUGAACAAAAAAGAUGCAACAUAUCUAGCAUCAUGCUUGAGAUGAAUAGAAUUUUAAGACCUGGGGGACGAGUGUACAUUCGUGAUUCUAUUAUGGUGAUAGAUGAACUUCAAGAGAUCGGGAAGGCCAUGGGUUGGCAUGUAACGCAACGAGAUACGGCCGAGGGGCCUCAUGCAAGUUAUAGAAUCCUGACAUGUGAUAAACGCCUCCGGUAAUCAAUUCAAGGGCGAACUCACCGCUGUUCAUAUAGACAAAAAAAUGUUUUUUUUUCAUUCUUUCCCCCUUCAGUUCUUACAGUUUCUACAGGUACAUGUACAACUCUUAGUAGUGGUUACUAGUUUUAUGUAAAAUUGAUUUAUGUCGAGGAUUUUCGACUUGAAACAUUUCAAUUCACUCUCCUUUGAAGGUCC
Molecule: messenger RNA, 2420 nt
Organism: Cynara cardunculus var. scolymus (artichoke)
Lineage: Eukaryota; Viridiplantae; Streptophyta; Magnoliopsida; Asterales; Asteraceae
Product: probable methyltransferase PMT11
Exons: 9
Coding region: 180-2225 (681 amino acids)
Cellular component (GO): cytoplasm; endosome; trans-Golgi network
Molecular function (GO): methyltransferase activity
Source: RefSeq, a predicted model, not a curated record